AAUACAAAAUUUUUCCCAUUAAUAAAAUUUUCCAAAAGAUUCUUAAAGUUCGCAGGUCCGUUAAGUUCACCAACUCACCAACAACUUCACAGCCAGAUUCUUACAAUUCUUCAAUUCGUUCAACAGGUUAUCAAUCUUUCUAGUAUUCUUGCGUCAGGAAAACCAACAUCAAAAUGCAUUCCCUUCGUCGUGCUGCUGCUCGUGCAGCAUGCUCUUCAACCAUGGUUGUCGCUAAGCCUCGCCAGCAGGUCGCGCUAUUCGCCAUGAACAUUGGUAAGAUGACUGCGCGACCGGCUGUUAUGCUACCUCUGGCUCGCAACUUCUCCCAGACCUCGCGAGCUGCUCAAGAGGAGGGUGAGAAUGGAGCCUCUCCUCCUGUGGAGUCCCAGAGUAUUCAAGAACGCCAGAGGGCCGGUUUCACCGUAUUUGUCAGCAAUGUCACAUUUGAUGCUACCGAUGUGCACAUUCAAGAAGCCUUCGGCAAGUACGGCGAGAUUAGUCUCAUCCACAUCCUACGAGACGGUCGCGGACUAAGCAGAGGUUUCGGUUUCAUCACCUACACCACGCAAGAGGCUGCGGACCGCGCGGUCCAGGAGGCCAAUCAAUCUUUCUGGCAUGGUCGACGAAUCAUUGUAGCACACAGAAAGGACAGCAACAACUCCGAGAGAGGUUCAAUGGAGCAGCGCAACCCUUCAUCAUCCCCGGGACAACCGUCAACGUCAAUCUACAUUGGCAACAUCCCCUAUGAGACUUCGGAUGCCGAUCUGAACAAGCUCUUUGAGUCUCUGGAUGGUGUUACGGAUGUUCGCGUCGCUGUCGACCGCAACACUGGCUGGCCCCGUGGAUUCGCCCACGCUGACUUUGCGGAUAUCGAGCUUGCGAAGAAGGCGUACGAGGUUCUUACCAAUGCUACCAUGGGUGGCCGACCUCUGCGCAUCGACUACGCGCAGGGUCGCCGGGACCCCACAAGAGGAGGAAGUGGUUCGCGCAACCCCAUGAUGUAAAUGGAUCUCAAAGCUGACGAUGCCUCAUGCCUCAUGCCUCGAGCCUAGGUGGCCGUGAUCAUAUGUUCAUGAAACGUUAACGAUGGGAUGGAACAUGCAAUAUAUGACCAAUAUGGCAUCUUGGGUGGAAGUCUACUCUGGAGGAUGGAAGAGACUUAGGCCAUUGCACUUGUAACAAUACUCGGAGGUCCUAGUGUAGAGAGGUUAUCUCUACUAAUACGGACUGACAAAAUUGGCACGAAUGGAUUGCCUCUUUUCUUAUUUACAUGGAAACCAAAUGUACAAUGAAUCGCUCCCCUCUAAUUGAAACCGGAUCCGUGAUUGAUAUUUAAUGUUUCUGUUUCUGGGCGCACAAGUACUUGUCCAUAUUGAAUGCUGAUAGGUUCGCAUUCAAAUGGAUGUGAAAUAUGUUGCGCCCACAUCAUUGGCAUUAGUAGACCCUACAGACUACAUUAGUAGACCCUACAGACUACAGUUGAGUAGGUAGGUCAAGUUGUACUAGACGUGCUAGUACCAGACCAGACUGCUAC
This is a messenger RNA of Hypoxylon fragiforme, 1534 nucleotides long. RefSeq lists its product as uncharacterized. The transcript is spliced from 3 exons. Bases 174 to 1004 code for a protein of 276 amino acids. The record is from RefSeq and is a predicted model, not a curated record. Gene Ontology annotation, molecular function: RNA binding. Lineage: Eukaryota; Fungi; Ascomycota; Sordariomycetes; Xylariales; Hypoxylaceae.